UUGCCUCCCUUACCAUGCCACCGUGUCGCCUUGUCUGCAAGAUUCUUGCCUUUUGUGUUUUUCACUUUCGUCUUCUUGUGUCACAAAGACAAAAUUCCUUUUCCUUUUCUGAUGCAAUUGAGACUCCGGCAAAGGUCCAGAGCUUUUCCUUUCUGAUCAAAUAGACCAAAGAAUAGCUGACCGGAGACCGAAUAAUUGCAUCCGAUUCUGCUUCUGCUUUCUAACGCCACCGUUUCGUGGUGACUUGCUUCUUCUCCAGUCUCCACUCUCCUAUUCUUUGGCCUAUUUGAUCAAUGAGGAGAAUGAGGAAGAAGAUGCGAUUGAGGAAGAUUGCGAAUUGGGUAGCGGAAGGGCGGGUUCUUGCCCUCCCCUCUGGAACAGCUGCUCCCAGCCACGAUCAGGAAAGUCCUGAUCGAGCUGGGCCUUGAGGAGUUUAUUUCUUUCUUAAUUCCCCUAACUAAUGACAAUCCCAGAGCCUUUAUAGACUAGGCAGCUGGACAAUCCGGCUAACAACCAAAUCUCAACUAAGCAACGACAAUUAAACAAACGCCUAGACUUAUCUCCUCAAGGUUGUUAAUGACGCUGCGCCAUCCUUGAAUUCAGCCACUUUCAGUUGCUGCCGCCGGCACCGUAUCCUUGCUGCGACGCCUGUACGUCUUGCCGACGAAAGCGACGGAACCACCUUGCCACUGUAUCAGAUACUUCCUCAUUUGAUGGUAAAUGCUCGCUGUGCAAUGAGACUGCGAAAGAGAAUACAACACGAGGAAAUGAAAUCUGCCUACCAACGAAGACUCCUUUCUGAUGCAGAAUCAGUACGCUGGUUGAAUCAUGCAAUCAAAAAGAUGUGGCCUAUCUGUAUGGAGAAGAUCGUUUCACAACUUCUACGACCCAUCAUACCAUGGUUUUUGGAUAAGUUCAAACCUUGGACUGUUAGCAAAGCAAGUAUUCAGGAGCUUUACAUGGGUAGGAAUCCACCAAUGUUUACCUCGAUGAGGGUUCUACCUGAGACAUCAGAUGAUGAUCAUUUGGUUCUUGAGCUAGGAAUGAAUUUUCUCUCUGCUGAAGAUAUGAGUGCUGUACUUGCUAUGCAACUGCAUAAGAGUGUGGGACUGGGAAUGACCGUGAACAUGCAUUUAUCUAGCAUGCAUGUCGAGGGAAAGAUUUUAGUUGGUGUGAAGUUUGUUCGGAGUUGGCCAUUUCUUGGCCGUGUAAGGCUAUGUUUUGUGGAGCCUCCUUAUUUUCAGAUGACUGUGAAACCACUCAUUAAUCAUGGACUUGAUGUCACUGAGUUUCCAGGAAUUUCAGGAUGGCUGGAUAAGUUGAUGGAUACUGCAUUUGGGCAGACAUUAGUUGAGCCUAAUAUGCUUGUUAUCAACGUGGAAAAAUUUGCAUCUACUCCUUCAGAAAAUAACUGGUUCAGCAUUGAAGAGAGGCCUCCUAUUGCAUACGUGAAACUUGAGAUUUUAGAAGGAACUGACAUGAAAUCAUCUGAUAUAAAUGGACUUGCGGACCCUUAUGUGAAAGGCCGUCUUGGCCCUUUCAAAUUCCAAACACAGAUACAGAGAAAAACACUAUCACCCAAGUGGUUUGAAGAAUUUAAAAUACCAAUCACAUCGUGGGAAGCAUCAAAUGAACUUGUCAUGGAAGUUCGUGAUAAGGACCCCAUGUUUGAUGACUCACUUGGAGCAUGUACCAUUGAUGUACAUGAGCUGAGAGGUGGACAGAGACAUGACAAAUGGAUAUCGCUGAAGAAUGUCAAGAAAGGAAGGAUUCGCUUGUCAGUAACAGUAGAAGAUAUAUCAGAGGACAAAAAUGUAUCAGGUUUGGAAGAAUCAUUGAGAAAAGCUGAUCCUGAACUGCCACUGUCGACCUCUAUUGAGAACAAUUUGGAUGUUGAUGAACUGCCUGAAGAAAAGGAAGUUUUAAUGGAUGAAGUGGAGCACAUUAGCAUUGAUGGAGAAGAACAACCUGGAGGGUUAUAUGUGCAUCGCCCUGGCACUGGGGUUCCCAAGACAUGGGAGUCCCGGAAAGGACGAGCACGUAGUCCGGACACACAGAUCUACCAAGAGAUUGACAAGUCAAAGGAAAUACCCACACCAAAAAGCAGUGGACAAGGGGGUCUGUUCAACCUAGGCUCUUUUUUCCGGAAGAACUCAAGGAAGGGGAGCUCCAAAGAUCUUGAUCCCAGUCUGCCUACAACUCCGGGUUCUCAGAGUGUGACAGAGCUUGAUCCGAAGCUCCCCGAAACUCCACGUCCCAAUCUGAAGGAGCUUGGCGAGAAGCGGACAUCGAUAAAGAUUGUAGUCAAUGAAGAGGCAAGUCCAGCAUGCAAGGUAGGAGAUGCAGAGAACUCAACAGAAGAUGUAGCAAAGGUGAUCGAGAAAAACGUGGGUGAACCAGGAAGAUCACUGACAAGCACAUUGAGCAGGAAGGUGUCUAGGAAGAGACCGGAGGACAGGUUAUCAGAUAUCCCGGAGCAGACUGAAGCGCAUGAAUCUGAGUUGGUGAGUGAAGGGCCUAUUCCGGUCCAAGGUAAACCAAUAGAAGGCCAUCUGACAACGGAGCAUGGCAAUGGAGAUGGUGCUACUACUCAGGCCUAACAAGGAUCGCAACUUUGCAAGAUUAGCAGUUUUUGUUCUUGUAAUCUUGUUGGUAGAUUUGGUUUGCAUAUGUAGCCUUGUUUGUUCAUAGUGACGAAGAACAAUUUUAGAGAUGGUAGCCUUGUUUUUGUUGUUCGUACAGUAGUUGUGAAGAAUAACUAUUUAGAAAUGGUUGUAAAUAAAAUAUAAGAACGAGCAGUGUGUUGUGCAGUUAUAUAGACGCUCAUGUUGUAAAGCUUGCUUUGUUCGAUGGAAAUUCUGUAAAGAAACAUAAGUAGCGUAAUAUUCCAGACUA
This is a messenger RNA of Phragmites australis (common reed), 2895 nucleotides long. RefSeq names its product C2 domain-containing protein At1g53590-like. The record is from RefSeq and is a predicted model, not a curated record. The transcript has 13 exons. Gene Ontology annotation, molecular function: lipid binding. Bases 714 to 2600 code for a protein of 628 amino acids. Lineage: Eukaryota; Viridiplantae; Streptophyta; Magnoliopsida; Poales; Poaceae.